Messenger RNA from Helianthus annuus (common sunflower), 1089 nucleotides. RefSeq lists its product as uncharacterized. Gene Ontology annotation, molecular function: zinc ion binding; aspartic-type endopeptidase activity; nucleic acid binding. Gene Ontology annotation, biological process: proteolysis. The record is from RefSeq and is a predicted model, not a curated record. The transcript has a single exon. Lineage: Eukaryota; Viridiplantae; Streptophyta; Magnoliopsida; Asterales; Asteraceae. The coding region runs from base 1 to 1089 and encodes 362 amino acids.
AUGCAAGAAGAGCGAGGUGAAAAGAGACCAAGUGAAAGGGGUGCAAGUUCUAGUCCAUCUAAAAAGGGGAAGUUUCAUGAUCAAGGAAGGAAGGAUAAGUCGAAAGGUGGAAUUACUCCUUGCAAGACUUGUGGAAAACUCCAUACUGGAGAGUGUUUGUUAGGCAAAAAGGGGUGCUACAAAUGCGGUAAGGAGGGGCAUUCAUCUUAUCAAUGCUCGAGCAACCCGAAGACUUGUUUCAAUUGUUUUGAAAGGGGGAAUAUCAAAUCAGAAUGCCCAAAACUUCAGCAAGAAUCGAAAAAGGAAGAUAAGAAGCAAGAGGGUUCUAGGGCUAAGGGAAGGAUGUUUCAAAUCACGUCCGAAGAAGCCAAGUCCCAUCCGAAUGUGGUCUCAGGUAUCUUUCUAUUAAACUCCAUACCGGUUUAUGUUUUAUUUGAUACCGGAGCCACUAUGUCAUUUAUCUCAAAUGAAAUUGUACAACAUCCUUCCUUUAAGGUUGAACGAAUGUCGAUGCCCUUAGAAGUAGAACUAGCCGAUAGCAAAAAUUAUUUGUUGCACGAAAUAUGUAAGAGUUGUAAAUUAACCAUCGAAGGUGAGGAGUUUGACAUCGAUCUUAUACCUAUGAUGUUGGGGGAAUUUAAAGUAAUAGUGGGUAUGGAUUGGAUGUCUCAAAACCACGCGGAGAUAAAUUGUGAAACCAAAACGAUGCUUAUUCAAUCUCCAAGUGGAAGGCGAUUAAAUAUACAAGGCGAAAGAGAGGUAGAAGCGAAGUCAUGUACCCUCGUUCAAGCCAUUAAGUAUGUGCUUAAUGGGAGUAGGGCAUAUUUAGCUUAUGUGGUAGAUACUCAACAAGGUUCCCCAAAGCUUGAAGAUGUCGAAAUUGUGAACGAAUUCCCAGAUGUAUUUCCGGAAGAAUUGCCGGGGCUUCCUCCCGAGCGAGAAGUAGAAUUUCCUAUCGAAUUGAAUCCGGGUGCGAAGCCGGUUGCGAAGGCCCUCUAUAGGUUGGCUCCCACCGAAAUGCGCGAAUUAAUGACACAGCUACAAGAUCUUUUAGAUAAGGGCUUCAUACGCCCGAGUGUGUCGCCUUAG